AUGUUGCCGAAAGUUCUACUGGCCCUCCUGAAUAUAUUCAUGAUCCUCCAGGCGAGGCUCGGGGGACAUCUGACUACACUGAAUAACAAGACCAGUGCUCGUGGUGAUGAUUUCGUCUAUGGCCCCCAGCCUAAGCCCCAGCCUAAGAAGCUCCUUUCUGAAGAAACAGCACUCAAUGUUAGCAAGACUGGACGCACAGGUAGCAAACUGCCGGAAGCUUCUCGAAUCCUGAACACCAUCCUGAGUCACUAUGACCACAAACUGCGCCCAGGCAUUGGUGAGAAGCCCACUGUGGUCACUGUUGAGGUGUCGGUCAACAGCCUUGGCCCCCUUUCUAUCCUGGACAUGGAAUACACCAUUGAUAUCAUCUUCUACCAGACCUGGUAUGAUGAACGCCUUCGUUUCAAUGACACCUUUGAGUCCCUUGUUUUGAAUGGCAACGUGGUGAGCCAGUUGUGGAUCCCGGAUACCUUCUUUAGGAAUUCUAAGCGGACCCAAGAGCAUGAGCUCACCAUGCCCAACCAGAUGGUUCGCAUCCACAAGGAUGGCAAGGUGUUAUACACGAUUAGGAUGACCAUUGAUGCGGGAUGUUCACUCCACAUGCUCAAAUUUCCAAUGGAUUCUCACUCUUGCCCUCUGUCUUUCUCUAGCUUUUCCUAUACUGUGAGCGAGAUGAUCUACCAGUGGGACAAUUUCAAGCUGGAAAUCAAUGAGAAGAACUCCUGGAAGCUUUUCCAGUUUGAUUUUACUGGACUGAGCAACAAAACUGAAAUCAUCUCAACUCCGGCUGGUGAAUUUAUGGUCAUGACCUUUUUCUUCAAUGUGAGUCGGCGGUUUGGCUAUGUUGCUUUUCAAAACUAUGUCCCUUCUUCUGUGACUACGAUGCUGUCCUGGGUUUCCUUUUGGAUCAAGAAAGAGUCUGCGCCAGCGAGGGCCUCUCUUGGGAUCACCUCUGUACUCACCAUGACUACACUGGGCACCUUUUCUCGUAAGCAUUUCCCGCGUGUUUCCUAUAUCACAGCCUUGGAUUUCUACAUUGCGAUUUGCUUCGUCUUCUGCUUCUGCGCUCUGCUGGAGUUUGCCGUGCUCAACUUCCUCACCUAUAACCGGACCAAAGCCCAUGCGUCUCCAAAACUCCGCCAUCCUCCGAUCGGUGGCCGCGCCCAUGCCCGUACCCGUGCUCGUGCCGUGCUCGCGCCCCGCGCCCGUGCCCGCCAGCAGCAGGAAGUGUUUGUGUGUGAGAUUAUCACCUCUGAGGGAAGCGAUGGAGAGGAAGUCCUGUCUUGCUCGGUCCAGCGCGCCCCCAGCCCAGGUAGCCCCCAGGGGUCCCGCAGCCCGCAUUCCCGGGUCGCUUGCUAUGAGUGCUGCAAGGGUUUCAAAAAGUAUUUCUGCAUGAUGCCUGAUUGCGAGGGCAGCACCUGGCAGCGAGGUCGCCUGUGCAUCCACGUCUACCGCCUGGAUAAUUACUCGCGAGUUGUUUUCCCGGUCACUUUCUUCUUCUUCAAUGUGGUCUACUGGCUUGUUUGCCUUAAUCUCUAGGUGCCACAAGGUACCCUGUGGGGGCAGCCUCUCCAUUUCCCCGGGAGGUCCCAAGCCCCUUGCUAAGGGAGGUGGGGGAUAGCAGCAGCAGCAGGAGCAGCAGGCGUGCUUAGAAAGUAGCUUUCCUCCCUUCCUACCCAA
Molecule: messenger RNA, 1680 nt
Organism: Dipodomys spectabilis (banner-tailed kangaroo rat)
Lineage: Eukaryota; Metazoa; Chordata; Mammalia; Rodentia; Heteromyidae
Gene: Gabre
Product: gamma-aminobutyric acid type A receptor subunit epsilon
Biological process (GO): regulation of postsynaptic membrane potential; gamma-aminobutyric acid signaling pathway; monoatomic ion transmembrane transport
Cellular component (GO): postsynapse; neuron projection; GABA-A receptor complex
Molecular function (GO): GABA-A receptor activity; inhibitory extracellular ligand-gated monoatomic ion channel activity; GABA-gated chloride ion channel activity
Source: RefSeq, a predicted model, not a curated record